Messenger RNA from Parathielavia appendiculata, 1561 nucleotides. RefSeq lists its product as uncharacterized. Bases 26 to 1474 code for a protein of 482 amino acids. The record is from RefSeq and is a predicted model, not a curated record. The transcript is spliced from 2 exons. Lineage: Eukaryota; Fungi; Ascomycota; Sordariomycetes; Sordariales; Chaetomiaceae.
GCUGUUCGUCGUCCGGUAACACAGCAUGCGCCGCACACCAUACAGCCCAAUCACCCGCUUUAUGCUGCUUAUCUCGCCUGCGACUGAAAGCAAAGAUAUGCGUCUAUCAGUGCUAAGUCCCGACUUCCCAGACGGCGCUCCCACACAACUGUUUGGGGACCGAGCGUGGGGCAUCGCGGAGUUGGACCUUCAAACCAGCGACGACACAGUCGACUUCAUCUGUCUGUCGUACUCCUGGGGUCUUGGACGGACUCCCAGCCCAUUCCAUCCAACCGCGAUGGUUUCGGACAGGACAGAGCCAGCCGUGUCAGCGAUAAUUAUGCAGCGGCCGGCCUGCCAAAGGAUCUGGGUGGAUGCCUUUAGCGUGCCCGGCGAGGAGCACCCUGCCGAACGAGCAGCGACACUCGAGAGCAUGGGAUUCAUCUACUCGCAAGCUAUAGAGGUCAUUGUUGUGCUUACCGAACAAGCAUGUCCGGCCAUCGAGCAAAUCCGCCAGAGACGAGAUCUGUUGCCGACACACCUCGGCCUGCUUGAGAAGGAGGACUGGGUCACCCGGGCAUGGACAUACCAAGAAGCUGUAAACGCUAAAAGGCUUUUCAUCACCUGCGAAAACGCAGCCCACGGCACCAUUGUUGACUGCACUGAGUUCCUGUCAUACCUGGGCCACGCCCUCAUCUUACUUCCGCUUCCCGAGCGCGCCGGUUAUCCACGUCUCGACUCGUUCGAAGACGUCAUGACGGACUGGAACGUCGCCGGAUACCUGGAGCGGUCGGCUCUACAGGUUAUGUCCGCUAUGGACACCCGCUCUCAAACUCGGAUUGAGGAUCACUUCUAUGCCAUGAUUGGAGCCCUGUCCAACGAGCCGGCCAAGCCAGUGCAGCUCUUAAGUCCUUGUGAGGCGUUCAUCUCUCUGUGUGAGCGCAAGGGAGAUUACUCGUUCAUUUUCAGCUCGGUUGAGAGGGACACAACACUCGGACGGCGUUGGCGCCCCGUUGAUGACCCCAAGCUUCCCGCAAUCAUCCGACUGCCUAGCUGGGGAAAUGGUUUCCGUGGACGGGUCGAUGAUGGAUGUCUCAUCUUAGAAAACGUCGUCAUCCUGAAGCCGGCACCUCCUCUGCCGCAUCUCGACGCCUUCAUGAAGGAAUUUGUCGCCGGUUACCGACCGGACGGUGCUUAUGCUGGUCUGGACUUCGGAGAGGCAGCCUUUAAAGUCCUCCAGGAAUUGGGCUUUCGGGGGACUUCUGAGUAUGUCAGCACGGGAUAUGGUUUUUUCUUUUGUCGAGAACAACUACCCCAGCUGGACAGCGUUGAAAUUCUGGUCGCAGCGGGGAUAAGGUGGUGUCUUGGAGCGCCGGGGAUCGCCCGGUACACCCAGGACUCCGACAAGGAUGAAGUUUCGUUCUACGAGCCGGGCGUCUUUGUUGGGAGCAUGGUUGACCUAGAGGAUGCGCCCACCAUAGUCAGGCUGGUCUAGGCCGUUGCAGCGCCAAGGUACUUCGCAAAACUCCGGUCGUUGUCCUUGCCCUGCAUAUGCUGGGUCAGACCACCAGGUUCUAUAGCU